Molecule: messenger RNA, 2877 nt
Organism: Leptopilina boulardi
Lineage: Eukaryota; Metazoa; Arthropoda; Insecta; Hymenoptera; Figitidae
Exons: 16
Coding region: 269-2800 (843 amino acids)
Molecular function (GO): protein binding
Source: RefSeq, a predicted model, not a curated record
UUAAUAUUUCCGUGUUUUGAAAAAAUCGAGAUUUUCAAUUGUUCUUGUUUUCAUGACUUCCUCUGCAUUUUCAUGUGUAUUUUAAUAUUUCACAAUUCCUGUCAAAUCAGACGUCGAUUUUUUUUUUUUAAUUAUAGUUUUUUUUUCCCCCAACAAACGUUGAAUUUAAAUAAGGAAAGGAAUAUUUUGAAUAAUAAUUCGAAUUCAUGAUUUCUAUUUGCAAAUUUUUCUGUACGAAUACCAAUUGAGUAUUUUGUAUAUAUAGGCUAUGACAAGACUGUUUGACAGCAGAACUUGUAAAUCCUGUCAAGUUGCAAGAUUAAAAUACCAUCAAGAAUUUGAAAAUUCCAUUCAGGUAAAUUUACAGAUCAAGAGAAAAGGAACACCGCGUACAAUAAAGGCGAUUCGUCAGCAAAUUGUAAAAUUUGACCUAAAUAGGAAUUCAACAUUGUCAGCAUCGAACGUUUGUUUGGGAAAAGCCACAUCGGUCAUUUAUUUCAAUAAAGCAAUUGAAAAAACCGUCUCAACAUCGACAGGAUCCUCGAAAUCUUCAGUUCGAUUAUCACAAUCAGAAAGAUCGUUACUUAAAUCAAAAGAUCAUCAAACGCAAAUCGACACAAGUCCAUCAUCGAAAGUUUUUCAAAAGCAAAGAUUAACCGCAUCAGAGACAGCUAAGCUUUUUGAGAGUUUGACUUCGAGUACAAGGCAAAAGUCCAGUUGUACACCGCGGAUCGAGAGAUUGACAAUUGGCGAAGGGAAAAUUGUUGAGCCAAGUGCAUUUAAUUGUCGGGAAAUUGAAAGCACUUGCAGAAGAAUAUCAAAGUCAAAAGCUACUUCUUACUCAAGGACAUUACGUCGAGCCGUGAAAGAUUCCGUCAAUUCCUCGGAGCGGAAACACACGAGAAAAAGAAUAAGCGACGGUGGCAAGAGGGGAAGUGAAUUUAAUCAAUCGAGGAAGCUGAGGCAAAAAUGCUUCGUUUCUGAAAAAUCACAGUCGUCCCCGGAAAAACUAAUGGCCCAAUAUCCCAAUCUUUCAUCUGAAGAAACUGUAACACACAAAAAAUACCAAGGUGAAUUGGGACUUGAAUUUUUAAUGCAGCACAUGCACAAAAGCAAUUUCCGAGAAUCGGCAGAUACUGACGAGAGCAAAAAAGGAUUUCCCUUUCAGACAACGCCCAGUGGCAACCUGAAAAUUAUUCCCGAUCAGGUAGUUUAUGAGUCAAAAAAAGUGAGUGUUUUGGUCGCUGAUCCUGAGAAGACACAAGUCAAUGUAAAUGACGAAUUAGAAAAAUCCGAUCUUGAAAUCAUUGCUCAGGAUUCAAUACAAUUUCCGCCUGGAAUCACAUACUCGACUGUUAAUCAACUACAAGUCCAGGAGAGACUCCCUCGUAUUACGCCAAUAUAUAGGCCAAGGACGCAACCGUAUCGAUCGAAAGCAACGGCUCAUCCGGGAGAGAUGGAACAGAAUCUGACUGAGCAAAAAGGGUCCACUCCCCAACUACCAUCGCCUCAGGAAAUCCCUCUAUCCUCACUCGGUUUCACAAUUGAUCAGCCAAUUGAAUGGGAAGUAAUAAAUCUUCCUGAAAAAACAGAUUUGUAUCAUGAACUCGCCAAUCGAAUCACUAAUUACAAGAAUGCCGACUGUAUAGUGAAAAUCGAAGAAGACGAAUUUCACUGUCACUUAUUGGUCCUUCAAAGUUAUAGUUGCUUUUUUGAUGCAAAAAAUUGCAAAGAAAUUGAUUUAUCGGGCAGCAGCGUUACAUCAAAAGCCUUUUCGUUAAUUUACGAUUGGAUGAUCACCUCAAAUAACGAAAGUUGCCAACUUUUGAGGCGGGACAAUAUUUUAGAAAUUUUCGUUGCUGCUCAAUAUUUAGGAAUCAAAGAAUUAGAAGAGCAGUGUUGGGCAUUUAUCGAUAACAAUGAAUUAUUCUCCGAGGACACGGCGUUCCUCUUAUAUUUGGAAGCACGAAAAAUUAGUAAUACAGCAGUUAUGGAAUUAAUGGUACCGAGGAUAAUGAAAUUUUUCCUAAUGCUCGUGAGCACAAAAGACUUUUUGGAACUUGCUGUAGAAGAACUUUGUCUACUUUUAAAAUCGAAUUAUAUUUGUGUUAAUAGUGAAAUGGAAGUUUUAAUGUCAGCCGUUCGAUGGUUGAUGCACGAUUGGGAGAAUAGAAAGAAAAAUAUGCUCGAUGUAUUGAAAUGCGUUCGUUUUGGUUUGAUUGCUCCAUGGCAGUUGGUUGACGUGAAAAGAAAUCCAGAGAAUCCUGAAUUUAUGGAACUCAUGUCAUGUCCGGAAGUGCAGAAAAUGGUGGACGAUGGCCUCGCAUUCGUCAUUAUUAAAUACUGGUAUGGAAAUCAAACGGAAGAUUAUUAUCACUGGAUUGAUUUGCUGGGACUAACGGAACCGACCAAUCGAAACUGGGCGGGCGAAGACAAGAAUUAUGUAACGUACCGGGAAUUCCUUUCGUACCUCGAGGACUAUAGAAUGAAGCAAAUGUCCGAAUUAAAAGGGAAAAAUUCACGACAAAAAUUAAUGUACCCGGAUUCAUCGAUAAACGAAUGUUCAUCGUCACCUACGACAAAAGCAAGAUCAAUUUUUCCAAAAUUUUGUAACAACGUGGAUCACAAUACUCACAAUUUAGCCACAAAUUCGAAGCACAAUUCAAAAGCCUGUCCAUCGGGAUUACAAACAUCGAAUCGAACAUCUGGUAUGAUUUCGCCAUCAGAAAUGCUAAAUUUUUUCAAUAAUAUGGACAAAAAUCCAAGAAUUACAAAUCCAUUGACGAAAGCAUCACAAUAAUUUUUGUUGAAAAAAUAAAGAAAAAGACUUAAUAUAAUAACAAAUAAUAUGUGAAAUAGAAAGAAAAAUUUUACUCA